UACAGGGAGAGAUCUGCCCGCAUCAGCUGCUGAGGACUUCCUUUGCUGCUUCCAGAAAGGAAAAUAAAAGCAAAACACUUCUAAAUCACUUUUUCUUCCACCAGCUCUCGUAGUGGUGGCCAGGGAGCAGCAGGGCUGCUGGGCUCUGCAGAAAGCCCAAGGCAGCAGGGGGGCUCUGCCCUGCCCAGCCCUGCCCCACAGACUGCUGCCUCCCCGCCUCGCUGCACCCCCUCGUGCGCCCGUCGUGAGCCCAAGAGCUGUGGCACCUGGGACCCCAGAAAUUUUGCAUCUGGUGCUCAUUUGUGGUACAAGAGACAUCUCCUGGGCAUGACUGCUGCUGGGCAGAGCUCUGGGGCUGGGGCCGGGAGGUGCGCGGGCACCCUUCAAUCCUCGAUUCCGUCACCCCUCGGCCCCGUUGUGGCCACCCAACCUGAGGUGAGGGCCUCUUGGCCAGCCCCUGGGUGUGAGGUGACUUGGGAUUUUCUUGCAGGAGGCAAAAAGACGUAACUUUAGCGCUUGUUGUGCCCCAAGGCUGUUCCACUGGUAAUGCUACAACCAGCGCCUUGGACGGGUCUGGGUCGUGCUGGUGGCAGCUAUUAGGGCAGAGUAGGGGCCCCAUGGGGCAGGACAGGGGCAGCCUUUGCUGGGUAGAGGGCAAAGCAACCGGGCAGGGCAAAAAGCAAACAACUGCCCCAUAAACUCAGCCAGCAGCAGGGAGCCGAAGCCAGCGGCUCGUCUGUGCCCCGGGUGGCUGCUGCUGUGGGGAGGGGCUGCGUGCCCCUGGCACGGGGCUGGGGCCGUUACCUCCUGGUCCUUGCCAGCCUUCCCUGCUGCUCUGGGAGCGGGGCAGCGGCCAAGCAGGAAGCACCAGGCUGAGGGGAUGCCCCGUGUGGGCUGCAAAAGCGGAUCUGCAUCCUGCUUCGUCCGCAGUUCCCCUUUUGGUGUGGAUAUAAAGGCGGUGUGGGCAGAGAGAGCCAGGCAGCAGCACGGCAGCGUCGGGCAGCCAGGAUGGGAGUGCGGAGCCUUUUGGUGGCCAGCACGGUGCUGGCUUUGGGUCUGGCGCUCACUGGGGCCACCAACCCUGGCUUUGUGGUCAGGAUCACCCAGGCAGGCUUGGACUACGCCAAGCAGCACGGGGUUGCUAUGUUGGAAAAGGAGCUGGCCCAGCUGAAGCUGCAAGACAUCUCAGGUGAAUCACGAAUCCGGAUCUUGGGGAAGGUGCGCUACCAGAUCUCCAGAUUGAACCUUCGCAAUUUCCAGUUGCCGCACUCGCAGAUUUCCCUGGUCCCCAACCAGGGCCUGCAAGUCUCCAUCUCCAACGCCUUUGCUGAGCUGGACGGGAACUGGCGUGUGAAGCUGCGCUUCCUCCGGCACCAUGCAUUCAACCUGAAGCUGUCGCACGUCUACAUCAAGACCAUCCUGAAGCUGGGCAGAGAUGCCUCUGGGACAACAAUUGAUAUCUCUGCCUGCAGCACCAGUAUCUCCAAUGUCCGCAUACGCUUUCAGGCAAAUUGAGUUGGCUUUACAACCUCUUCCGUAGAACCAUUGAGUCCAAAUUCAAGAAAAACUUGGAAGGCAAGGUCUGCGGAAGCCUGAGUAGCUCUGUCAGAAGAUACCUACAGCCUUACGUCCAGACCGUACCAGUCACAGCCAAGAUAGAUGCCAUGGCUGGGAGCG
Messenger RNA from Cygnus olor (mute swan), 1677 nucleotides. Its product is annotated as bactericidal permeability-increasing protein-like. Gene Ontology annotation, biological process: innate immune response; lipopolysaccharide-mediated signaling pathway; defense response to Gram-negative bacterium. NCBI's taxonomy places the organism in Eukaryota, Metazoa, Chordata, Aves, Anseriformes, Anatidae. Gene Ontology annotation, molecular function: lipopolysaccharide binding. The record is from RefSeq and is a predicted model, not a curated record.